AUGGCGGCCCUGCUGCACGUGGUGAACUUCGUGCUCCUGACCUCGGCGAGCGGCGCAGAGCCAGGGCCGGAGCAAAAGAAUGUAUCUCCUAUUGUGAACAUGCAGCUGGAUUCAAGGAAAAAGAUGCUAACCUGGAAUUACAUGAGAAACGUGAGUGGGCACGAAUGCAUCAUAGACACGCCGCCGGACUAUUCCGCCAGGGUAGACCCGCAGGUGACGCAGGACCUCAGCUACGUGUGCGCCUUCCCCAACUCCGUGCUGCGCAGCGGGGCCACCCUGACCCUGAACGUCACUUGUGAUGGGGCCGUGUUCCAACGAGUCCUGAGCUUCGCCAACCCAGGCAGGGAAGGUUCCGGAGCCGUGAACUUCUCCUGCCUCAUUUACCACGUGCGCUUCAUGAACUGCAGCUGGGCGCCGGGCCCCGCCGCCCCGGCUGACGUCCAGUAUCGCCUCUUCUCCUGGGCGUCCAGUCAUGAGGCCGAGGCGGAAUGUGUCCACUACGUCGUCGAUGCCACGGGGACACGUGUGGGCUGCCAUUUUGAUCAGCUCGGCAAACCCCACAGGAUGGAUAAUUACUUCUUCCUGCUGAACGGAACCAGCAGGGAAACACAGAUCCCGUUUUUGGAUUUCACUCCAUUUAAAGCCGUUCAAAUGGAGAAGUACGACCCGCCCGCGAACCUCACCGUCGCCCACAAUCGAUCGCACCACGUCAUCCGCUGGGACAACCCCACGAUCCGAUUCGACAUCUCGAGUCACAUGCUGUGCUAUGAGCUGGACGUCCAGACGGCGGUAAGCAGCACCUGACCCUCAAGAGUUUUCCAGCGGGGCCAGGACCGCAAUGUGUACGCGAUGCCCGGCUCCGCGCUCAGGGGCGAGGCCGCCCUGCGGGCGAGGGUGCGGUACGUGUACGGCCACGUGUGGAGCGACUGGAGCCCCGCCGCGCGGCUGGGCCUCGGGGAGCGGGACUCCGGCGGCGCCCUGCUCGGGCUCGCGGGGGGCGCCGCGGCGGCCGCGCUCGUCUUCGCGUUCGUGUGCAGACGGUUCUCCGUGACGCGCAGGCUGCUCCCUCCCAUCCCGCAGGUGAGGAAGGAGGUCGCCCAGGCCCUCACGACCGCCCCCGCGGUCCCCUGGGACGACGGCCCCCCGCCGCCCGGCUCCCCGGACCCCGAGGACGUCGUCACGCUGGACGGAACGUGGCGGACGCACGGCGACCCUGAAAGAGGCCGGCGGGCCCCCCGCGCCCCCGCGCCCCCACCCCCGGUGCACCUGGCCGCCGCGGGCACCUUCCCGGGGCCCCUGGGGUCCCCAAAGUGCGCCCGGCGCGCACCUGUCUCCCUGCGGCGGGUCCCGCACGGAUCCCGUUACCCGCGCGCGGCAGCCACUGUGGAGCGCAAAGCCGGGCGCGGGGCGGCGGGCGGCUCCCCGAACGUGGCCCUCGGGGUCGGGGGGCUGCGGGGUGUGGAUGGGGCCGUGGGCCUUCGUGCCAGGGCUCGCGCGGCGGGGCGGAGGGUCCCCAGAGAAGCUUUGCAGCCUGGACUCGGCAGGGUCCUCGCUGCCCUAGGAGCCUGCAUGAACCCCACCCCGAGCCCAAUUCGGGAGGGUGUCCGGACCGCCCCCGGCCCCCCUGCGAGGGGCCCUUUGGACCCCGCCCACCGAACAGCCCCCGAGUUGCAUUCGCGCUGUGACACCGAGUGGCCACCCGUGGAACGUGGCCCAGCCGAGCGACGGCACGGGACGCGGUUAUGA
Molecule: messenger RNA, 1746 nt
Organism: Hyaena hyaena (striped hyena)
Lineage: Eukaryota; Metazoa; Chordata; Mammalia; Carnivora; Hyaenidae
Product: granulocyte-macrophage colony-stimulating factor receptor subunit alpha-like
Exons: 14
Biological process (GO): cytokine-mediated signaling pathway
Cellular component (GO): membrane; external side of plasma membrane
Molecular function (GO): cytokine receptor activity; protein binding
Source: RefSeq, a predicted model, not a curated record